AUGGCUGCCUGGAGUACUGGACUUUUUGAUUGUUUCGAUGAUUGUGGUGUUUGUCUUUAUGGUUAUUGUUGUGCACCAUGUCUAUUUGGAGAAAAUGCUGAAAAAAUUGAUGGUAGUAAUUGUUGUGGUUCAUGCUGUUUAUGGUACUUACUGGCACAAUGUAGUUUAUGUUGUCUAAUACAUAUGGGCAAACGACAAGCUUUACGUAAUCGUUAUGGUCUUGAUGAAGAUUGUAAUGAUUGUCUAGCAACAACAUUUUGUGCUCCAUGUGCAAUUUGUCAAGAAGCACGUGAACUUAAAUAUCGUUCAGCUGCUCCUGGAGGACCAACACCAGUUAUAACACAACCAUUAGGCACAUAUACGUAUUCAAUGUAUGGACAAGACAAUAUGCAACCAACACGUGAACAACCGGGAAUAAUGAAACAAGGACAAUUUUAA
Molecule: messenger RNA, 438 nt
Organism: Rotaria sordida
Lineage: Eukaryota; Metazoa; Rotifera; Eurotatoria; Philodinida; Philodinidae
Source: the annotation of a GenBank genome assembly